Manihot esculenta (cassava) is the source of this 991-nucleotide messenger RNA. RefSeq lists its product as uncharacterized. The transcript has 2 exons. Bases 193 to 645 code for a protein of 150 amino acids. NCBI's taxonomy places the organism in Eukaryota, Viridiplantae, Streptophyta, Magnoliopsida, Malpighiales, Euphorbiaceae. The record is from RefSeq and is a predicted model, not a curated record.
AGAAAAUUCUCGUUCUGUACAUUUCCUGUAGAGGCUGAAGCUUUCCCUCUCUUUCUCGCAAAACCCACAUAAUCCAAAAAGCUUUAUUUCAAAUCGAUCAAAGGGAAGGAAAAUCGAUUUCUUCGUCGCUGCCGAUUACAGAAGAAUCAAAAGUAUCUUAUUCCUUGUGGGAUUACAGAAGGAAACAAGAUAAUGGGAUUCAAGAAACUGGGUUUAUUCCUCAUCGUUAUAUUCUUGUUUCUGAUUCAUCUGCUUCCUCUGCUUGCACAACCCUCGUUAAAUACCUCUACUGCUAUUACUGACCAAAAAAUCGGCAGAGGAGAAGGAAUGACAGGAAGAUUUGAAGUUGCAACAGGGCUCCAGCGGCUGUUCGCAGUAAACAGAAAGGGCGGAGGCCAUGGAGGUGGCCAUGCAGGUGGCCGUUCAACAGGAACCGGAGCACAUGGUGGAGAGGAUAAAGGUAAUGGUGAUGCGGGAGCCACACACGGUUCAACCGUAGUUCCUGUGUAUGCUGCUGGGGCUAUGAACCAUCACCAAUAUAAUAGCCACCACCAUGGUUCUAAUGAAGGCUCCCCGAACUACGCUGUUUCCAGUUGUUUGGUUCUCGUAGCUUUGGCUGUUAUUCUUCUGGAGUAUUUUGCUUAGCUUACCGUAGUGCAGUUUAUAGUGUACUAAAUCACGACUAGAUUUGAUGUGAAACCUAGUGUGAUUUUUCUCCCAACUUCUGAAAGAAAUAUAUCACUUCCAAUUAGCUUAAGAACUUGAUAUUUUGUAAAUUUUUAGCAUAUAAAGAGAGAGACACAGAUAGACCCUCAGCACAGAAUGUCGAGUUACAGAACGUAGGAUUCAAAGUCUGAGGUAGAGUUCCAAAACUUCUUUGUGUUAUUUACCUUUUUUUCAUUUAAAACGUAUCUGUUGUGCCAUAAUUAACAAUUACGGUUCCAUAUUUAAAAAAAAGUAUACAAAAGUGUUUUAAAUUUUUUGUUCUAUA